Molecule: messenger RNA, 422 nt
Organism: Cicer arietinum (chickpea)
Lineage: Eukaryota; Viridiplantae; Streptophyta; Magnoliopsida; Fabales; Fabaceae
Source: RefSeq, a predicted model, not a curated record
UUUCAUAGAAUUAGGGGAGAGAGAGAUAGGGAAGAGACAAAGAGAAGAGAUAUAGGUUUCAUAGAUGGUUUACUUCUAAUGUUUUUCUGAUUUCCUUGCCUAGGAUGAGAGGUGCGUUCGACCAAAUUAUUCGCAACAUUAUAGGUGGUGAUAGAGGUGGUGGUGGUGCAGAGAGAAUUCCACCAACAACAUCAAAUAGACGAAGAAACGAAGCAAAUCGUCCAAUUAGGCAGCGUCGUCGAAGACAAGACAUCCAUGAUGAUGUCCCUGAGCCUCAAAUGGAGGAGAAUGUCCGUGAGCCUCAGAUGGAGGAGGAUGUCCCUGAGCCUCAGAUGGAGGAGAAUGUCCCUAAGCCUCAGUUGGAGGAGGAUGUCCCUGAGCCUCAGUUGGAGGAGGAUGUCCCUGUAAGACAGAUGGAUUAA